AUGAAACGUGAAGAUUCCACUCCCUCACCCUCCAAGGAGGCGAACCUCGACACCUUGUCCGGAGAGCGUCACUUGCCCGCAGAGGAGGAUCACUUGCCCUCUCUCUUGGACGAGAAUGUCGAGCCCCCACGGACCAUACCUCUCAAAUACCGGCUCGUGGCAUUCGUCAUGAUUGUGUUCUUCUCCUCCGGCAGCAGCUACGCUCAGGCCGUCAUCUCGCCUCUCAAGUCGACCUUGCGCAAAGAGCUUGGCAUCAACAAUGCUCAGUACGGUGCAAUUGCUAGUGCCGAUAACCUUAUCAACGCCAUUCUGCCCAUUAUCGGUGGUAUUGGUAUUGAUUACUGGGGUGCGACAUAUGCCGCAAUCAUCUCUUCUGUUUUCAUCCUCAUUGGCACCAUUAUCUCCUCCUUGUCUGCGAACACUGGUAGCUUUGGCUUGAUGCUCGGCGGUCGGAUCAUCAUGGGCUUUGGCUCUACAAUCAUUGAGACAACACAAAACAAGCUGUACGCCCAUUGGUUCCACGGUAGCCAGCUUGGUCUCACAUUUGGCAUCGACGUUGCCUGGAAUCGUGUGAUCAGCAUCAUUGCCAAGGCUACUGCCGUCCCGCUGAGCAAUGUCAAUGGCUGGUGGGGCUGGGCAUUAUGGAUCCCAACCAUUCUCUGUGCUUUCAACCUUGUCCUGUGCUGCGUCUACUGGUUCUAUGAGCGCAAAGUGCCCAAGGCCUACCGUCCCGUCCUCGGCCGCGAGGCGUACUCCAAAGAAGGCUGGAGCAAGCGGAAGUUCCCCAUCCGCGCACUGGGCAAUCUUCCAAUGUUCUUUUGGAUCUUCUGCGCAACCCAGGUGUUGCAAAACGGCUCAGUGGGCGUCUACACCUCCAACUUGGCGGACAUACAGACCCAAACCCGUGGCACUAGCGCACUUGCCGCUGGAUACAAUUCCUCUCUCCAAGGUGUUAUCCCUAUUGUUCUCACCCCAGCCGUUGGUUGGUUCUUUGACAAGUAUGGAUGGCGAAUGGCCUUCGUCUCCAGCACUGCUGCCCUUUACAUUGUCGUCUUCGUCCUUAUCGGCUUGACUACUGUCCACCCCUUGGCCCCCAUCCUCAUUUCCUCGUUUGCCCUCUCGUCCAACGCCAUCACAUUCCUCUGCACUAUUCCCGUUCUCCUUGGAGACGACGCACUACUCGGAACCGCUAUUGGAGUAUGGAAAGCCUUCCAAAAUGCCAAUUCGACCAUCAUGGAUGUUGCUGCCGGUGCUAUCCAAGACAAGAGCAGCACAAACAGCUACGAUGCUGUCAUCUACUUUAUUAUCGCCAUCAAGUGCGUUGAGUUUAUCCUCGGCCCUGUCUACGACUACCUUGACGGCCGAUGGCUGGGCCAUUCGCUUCGCAUGUCCGAGGACCAGCGUGUCGAGUUUAGGGAAAAGGCCAAAGAGGCAGAGCUAGACCUGCCAGGAUGGAGAGUCAACAAAAAGGUUCUCUAUGUCGUCCUCGGCCAGCUGACCUGUAUGAUCAUCGUUGCCUAUGUGGGUUAUCGAACAAAACGGUUGUCAAAGGACAAGGCUCAAGUCCCUACAAUGUGA
This is a messenger RNA of Apiotrichum porosum, 1578 nucleotides long. RefSeq lists its product as uncharacterized. Gene Ontology annotation, molecular function: transmembrane transporter activity. The record is from RefSeq and is a predicted model, not a curated record. Gene Ontology annotation, biological process: transmembrane transport. Lineage: Eukaryota; Fungi; Basidiomycota; Tremellomycetes; Trichosporonales; Trichosporonaceae. Bases 1 to 1578 code for a protein of 525 amino acids. The transcript is spliced from 8 exons.